GGACAUCAUAUUUACCAGUAUUAAUAAGAGAAAGGAUUAAGAAUACAAUACUCUCGCUAUGUAGCUGCUGGCAUGGAAAUAAGUAUAUCCGGUACCAAGUUUCUCGGGUGUCACAGCUUUUAAAUUGAGGGUGUGUGCAAAAUGACAGUCUCAUUGUUUAUCAAAUCAUUCACAUAGAUUGCAAUCGAACUGCAUAUGGCUGAAAAUUUCAUUGGCCCAUCUAAAAAGCACAUUCCACGGUACCAGGAAAAUUUUCUUGAGAAGUAAUAGUUUCUCACAAAAGAGCACUCUUCUCCAUGGCGGCACACCGUACGCUAUCCGUCAAUCACCCGAAAUCGGAAACACUCUACAGAUCUUAUUACGAGAAACAAUCAAAGGUUUGUUAUAAUUGUGUAAUGAAUCAGUAGGUGCCCAAGCAAACAAUUACCCUUUCACAAAGCGAGCGGUGUAGCGUUUAUUUUAGUGCCGGACAGCAUGGCGAGCAGCAUGGACGACUCACUUCGUAUUAGCCAGGACGUGGUAAGUCUGAACAGAUUUCAAUCUAUCUCUAUCUUUGGAUCUCAAGCAAUGUUGAAGACGUUUCUGUUGAGCUAUAGACUAUAGUGCAACGGAAAGAGGUCAGAGAGUUCUGCGUGAAGAAUCUUUCUUAGUCUCAGUAGGGUUUUAGUGGGACUGGGAGAUGGUCUUUUUGUGUUACUUUCCAGAAACUGCACGCUAAAUGCCGUUAAACAUUUAGGCGUUUUUAUGGUUCACGGUUGUUAUGUUUCACGGUUGUUCACGGGCAGAUAUUACAUUUGUGAACCGGUGAGUGACGGAAUGCGAGAUCUAGAAUCGCCCAGCCUGUCUAGGUGUUGUUGGUUCACCGCGAGGUAGGCGAAGCGAUUGCGGCGCGCGACUCGCGCGCGCGUUACGGCCAUCAUGGAUGACCGCACAACACCAGAUACCCUGGGGCUGAGUUUGCAACCUGGACGAAGUAGGGCGGUCGAAAAUACUAGAGAAAAACGAAUUCUGUACUUGGGGAAGGCGUGUAUUAAAGAGCGACCAUAUGGUGUUGAGCAAGAAGCUGAACACAUUUCCUACUGCAUAAGUUUCAGGGUGCCUUUAGAGUCAGAGAAGGAAAAACUUACCUAAGUUACGGAGAAGACGCUGAAGAGGAGUUUACGUUUGGGGAUUUCACUUUGAGAUUUGUUUCAGAGUUGACUGGCCACACUAGCGAGGGCUACUGGAUUGGACAGUGUGGUUGUCUUAUAAACAGACAACAUGUGUCAAGAGAGGUAGUAUUGGCGACCAGUUGUUUCGAUUCGAAACAAAAGUUUAUCAAUGCCCUCAGGCAGGCCUUCCAGGGUGGAACAUUUAGCCUCUUUCCUUCCUGCACCAAUAAAGAUGUGAUGGAAUACUACCAGUAUCUGAAGAGAGAUUUUGAGGCUGGUGACCAACAGCACUGCAACCUAAUGGUGCACGUUGGGUUGCAACGAGAUGGUUAUUGGUGCUUGUCGGAAGAGAUUCAAGUACACAAUUGUUUGCUUGUUCCACAAGAACAAAGGGAGUACAGAUGCGCCGACAGGAGGGAUUUGACACUUUAUCAUAACACUCUCGAAAAAAAAUUGCUGUCAGAGGGAUAUCUCUGUGAUGUUAUGAGAAGAUUUAUUUCCCUUGCCAGUUGCUGGGGGCCUAACAAAGUACCUUUUUUGGCAGCUGCUGCAUUUAUUUGCCAGCAUCUCAUGAAGAAAGGGCAAACUUGUGAUAGUGCAGAUCAAGCAAAUUUGGGGAUGGUAUUGAGCCCUGUUAAAUCAGUGGGGAAAUCACUCUCUGCCAAGAUGUUGGCCUUUGCACAGGGUGUUCCAGGUGUGAAACACAACCAGCUUCUGGCAGGUGGUGAUCAAGUACUGUCUGGAGUCUCUUCAAAGAAAUUAAUGGAGGCAUUGACCAAGACCACAUUUGUUGUUGUCAUCGACGAUGUAAGGAUGAGUGACAGUUUGUCAGAAUUCCUUUUGCAAGUGCAAGGUGGUCUAAUGCAGGGCUCUUCUCAAGCAGGCAUUGAUUCCCCUUUGGGAGGUGUCCUGUUGACAUCAAAUGUAAAAGAGAAUGAAAGAUUAAGUGGCAGGGUUAUACACUUUGUGUACAAGAAAGAUGACAACUUUUCAGCCACCAAGGAACAGGCCAUAAAAGAACUCAUGGAUCUUGUCUGUAGCAAUAGGGGGCUCCUGACAGUUUGGUCAAUGAAAUACACAGACUGUUUGAAAACCAUACUCCAUGAGGGUGUCGUGCUUGGUCGACUGAUUGACAUUCUCAUCGCUACCAUCCCUGGCCAGCAGGCACGGUGGUACAAAGGUGUGGCCUCAGUGCUUCUUGUCCACACAAUGCUUUACAUGAGUUGUGGACUCUUGCCUGAAGCAGAGCAAUUGGUUGAGCUGGUGGAGCAAUAUGUUGGGCACUACAAAGAGUGUGCAACAGCAAGAGAACAGUGUGUUCUUGAAAAAUUGGAACAAACAAUUAUUCAAGAAUGCAAAAACCAAGAUGCUAGAGCAAAGGUAAAGACCUGGUUAAACUUAACAGUAAAAGUGAACCAAAAUGGAACAAUGGUGAAGGGAUUAGCGAUAAAGUCCAGUCAGCUUGUAAACUGGCCGCACAUUGGAAGAAAGGAGUUGGCUGAUGAGGCAAAGAAACAUGGACAGUCUGUGGUCAACAUAUCAGUCCCAUUUGCACCUACAAUGGCAAAUGAAAACAAAUUCAAGAAGGCACUUAAAUUCCCAACCAGCCUUUUUACUCAGACUAUGCUGAAUAUUGUGGCAAAGACUUGUGGUGACGCUGAGGACAAUGCUGAGGAGAGUAAUACUCAAUCUACAGUUGCUGAACAAGAAGCUUCAGCUGAUGAAGAGCUUCAAUUCAACAGCCCUCUACAUGAGGAUCACCUGCAAAGUGUCAAAGCAGUUUACCUGUCCUUGGCUUGUGACUUGCCAACAUUGCGAAUCUCAGAUUUCCCCGACUCGGACAAUGAGUCUUGUGAUGCAAAUGAUCCUCCAGUAGCCACCAGUUUGAUGACUCCAACAUCAAAAAGGGCAAUGAACGCCCUCACUCCUAGGAGGAGGAAAGCUUUUGAAAUGGGAUAUACAGCAGGAGCCAAACACAGGAUCAGCUUGGACAGUAAUGAAACAGUUGACGAAUGCAGCAUUUGGGGUGGAGAUAAUGAUAUGGAUGAGCCUCAAGUUUUAUCAGCUAUAGAAGAAGACAGAGCAACCAAAGCAGCAUCUGAACACUCUGUCAGUGGUUGUGUUGGUGUUAGGAAGACAAGGAAAGUGACAAAUGACGAUGCAUGCAAACUGUGUAUGCUGAGUACACCUCCUGGCAGCAAAAAGAAGUGUUCCAAACAAGGAAUAAAAUGGGUACAGUGUGACACAUGUGACGACUGGUUCCACCUGUUGUGCUCUGGGCUCAACAGUAUGCCCAAAGAAGACGAAGACUGGGAAUGUGCCAAGUGCAAAGAUAGGCAGUAAUCUAUCAGAGGGUGCCGAAGAGGGUAGGGGGGAGGAAAGGGAGGGGGGAUUGGAUGCUGCAGCCCGAGGGUUUGGCUGAGGAGUCUGGAGCCCCAUGUUGUUUAUUAUUUUGUUUUCAAAGUCUGUUCGAUUGUUAGCCACAUAUGUAAUUUAAAGCUUUACUCUCAAGCCGAGAUGGCCAAAAUACCAGUUAUCAAAACGUAAGGGGUCAGUCACAUAAUUAUUGUACCCUUUGAUUUGAAAACAGUAUGUGAAAUACACAGUUUGAAUUUAACAUGUUUUCAAGGAACAAUAACGUUCUGCAGGAAAAGGUUAUCUUUACUGAGAUAAAUUUUGAUCUAUUCAUGCUGUUUCCUAUUUUUGGAAACUCUCCAAAUCAAAACAUGGAAAACCAUUGUGUACGUGUCUUCAGUAAAUAUACAUCAAAAAGUAAUAUACGUAAAAUCUUGUUGCUGCCAUUCAUCUUAAAUCAUACUUCUGUUCAGAAAUAGAAUGAUGAUGUUAGAAUCAAAUUCCCUAUAAAUGCAAUGACCCUUGAGGAAACUGUGGUUAUAGCUGCAGGAUUGAAGUUUUCUUAUUGGUGUAAAGAAGUGGAAAACCCCCCUAAAAAAAAACCAUCAACUUAAUUUUGAACAGUAUUGUUAUGUGAAAAUUGUAAGGGUAAUACCCAAUAUGUCUGGCACAUGUUAAUUCUAUAAUUCUAGUUUUAAGUGAUAACUUUUGUAUAUACAAUACUUCAAGCAUGAAGGCAACAACAAUUUUUAGAAAAACUAUCAAAUUACCUGAUUGUCAAUAAAAAGGUGUACAGAAAAAGAUGAUCCCACCAGUUUUCAUAGUGUGUUCUUCCUCUUACCAGAAGAAUCCCUUGUUUUCUCUCAAAUAUUGUAUUCAACAUGCAAAAAUAAAAUUCAUAUCUUCAA
Molecule: messenger RNA, 4414 nt
Organism: Orbicella faveolata
Lineage: Eukaryota; Metazoa; Cnidaria; Anthozoa; Scleractinia; Merulinidae
Source: RefSeq, a predicted model, not a curated record